AUGGAGGAGAAGCAUAUUACAGAUGAGGAAUGGGCGGAGUAUUUCUGUCCACCUCACCUGGUUCCCUGCCCUCAAUGUGGCUCAACAGCCGGAUCCUCAAACCCGGAACUUCGCUCAAAGCAUGCGAAGCGAAGGCAUGAUGUCUCGAAAAAAAGUUUUAUGGAAAGGAAGAACAACCAUAAAGACCCUCUCGUCACAUGCUUUUAUCAUCCGGAUCACCAGUGCCGAAUGAGUAACUUGUCGAGAUGCCGGAAGAAGGCUUUUGAGAAGUACAUAAUCAGUGGCAACGGGCACCUUGACAAGGCCCGAGAACGUCUCAAGGAAAACAUCAAAGGGUCCAAGAAACAUACUAGGAUACAUGAGAACUCGAAAUGUAUGUCAGAAUGCAUGAGUACUCUGGAGCUUGGUGAGCCUAUCACUAAGCAUGAUUACAUGAAGGGAAAGUGGGAGAAAGGCAGCAACAAGUUUGUCAUUUGCUCUCGUGAAGAAGCUCGGGAGAUUCUCCAAAAAACUGGUCCACCUCGAUUACCUAUUCUAAUCCUUCCAAUACCUAACGAUAAGGUUGGCAGUCGCGAGCGUAGAGAGCACUGCCGCGAGUUAAUACGCCGAAUCAAAGCCGGGCCACCACUGCAUGUUUUCGACUACAGCAAGGAUGCCAACAAUCACGACCCUGAGUUAAUGCCUGCUGCAAGAACUAUGCAGCAAUACGAGAGCGGCAAGGGCCCAGUGCUGAAUAUACUGAAUAUCCCAAUGGACCCAGAGGAAGAAGACUGGAUGGGCAAGAUUGAAGGCUUCAGUUUGGUUUCAGAACUUUGCGAGGCGGCAAAGGAACGAGGGCUUGACUUGGGUUGUCUUCUGAAGGCGAUCAGAGUGAAGUUAGUUGGAACCCCUGACGCAAUGAGCCUUGAUCAUCUUGAUAAACAUGGAUUUAUCACGAGGCUCAAGCUCUGGUCUGGAUACAAGUUCUGGAACAUAGCACGCGAGCAGGACAGAAAUAUGUUAGAAGAAGUCGUGAAGUUCGGAGAGUACUCUGGAAAAAGAUUCACUAUAUUCUUGGAAGGAGGCUAUGAGCUUAUUCAGCCUGCAGGGACGCUUCAUAGCGUACUAACCCAUGAGGAAAAUGCUAUAACGAGCUGCAUCAUGUACUGGCACCCAUCGAUGAUUCAGGAUAUACUGGAUCAAACACUCUUCGAGAUUCGCUUCCCCGAUAUUACAAAUGACACGCAUGUCAGUUGCUUUGUCCAGGCCAUGGAGAUACUUUUUGACUUCUGGGAGGAUGGUAAGCCUGGAUUCCCUGAUAUAAAUGAGAAGCGCAAAGCCGAAGAAACCUUGGAGGGAAAACUUGCCCCAAACCUGACUCGGGAGUGCAAACAAGUAAGCGAAAGAAGGCAGAGAAAAAACAGCCUGGAAGAGAACCCAAGAAAGGCAGGACAGGGCCUAGGACGCUCGGAGCACAGGAAAAUAAACAAAGGAGAACGGAGACAAAGGAGGCUACAAGAAAAGCCAAAGGCAGGACAAGGUCUGGGAAGUCGUAGGUUCAGCGUACAAGGAGGGAAUGCUGGUUGCACUCUUGAUGUUGGAAGCUGCGAUGAGGCCAUGGGAUAUCAUUCGCAUCCCCACGAGCAGCCCCUGCCAUCUGAUCAGGCGAGGCUGUUGGAUCAUAUCGAGUUGUUUCCAUUCCAGACAGCCAUGGACUUUGAUGAUGGUGCUGCCGGUAGCACAGACUCCACCAAUAGACAUUCUUGGGCCCGUGAAUUCAUACAGGGCAUAUUACUUAUGACCCCCAAGAUCUAG
Fusarium mangiferae is the source of this 1794-nucleotide messenger RNA. RefSeq lists its product as uncharacterized. The record is from RefSeq and is a predicted model, not a curated record. Bases 1 to 1794 code for a protein of 597 amino acids. Lineage: Eukaryota; Fungi; Ascomycota; Sordariomycetes; Hypocreales; Nectriaceae. The transcript has 3 exons.